UUCCCCUUCCUCUAUCCCCCUAUUCAAUACUUCUGCGUCGGGAAAGCAAACACAGAGCACACACUGAGAAGUUGGUUUGAUGGCCUCCAUUUUUAGCCAACCCGGCAGCUGCGUCAGAGUCCACCAGCGAUGCUGCUUUAACACUCUAAGAUUCUUCUCUUCGAAGCCUUCCGCUUCUAGUUCCAAUUCUCGUCGCCUUUUCCCGCGAAGAGCAAUCGGGAAAAGUUUCGCUCUCGAUGUUUCCAGAAGCUUCUCUCAAUCUCUCCGCCUCCUCAACGGCGAUGGCGUCCCCACUCUCCAUCACUUCGUCGCUCAAGCUUCCCUCACGGCCUCUCAACCACAUCCCGAAAUUUUGUCUAGUGAUGCACCAGCUUCGGAAAUUGCUUCAAAAGGUAGAAUUUAUCAUGAGACAUAUGGGUGUCAAAUGAAUAUAAACGAUAUGGAAAUUGUGCUAUCAAUUAUGAAGAAUGCUGGGUAUAGUGAAACUGUGGAAGUUCCUGAGAGUGCAGAGAUUAUAUUCAUUAACACUUGCGCGAUAAGGGACAACGCGGAACAAAAAGUAUGGCAAAGGCUUAAUUAUUUUUGGUUUUUAAAGAGGCAUUGGAAGAGCAAUGUAGCUAUAGGAAGGUCGCAGUCCUUGCACCCUCCGAAAGUGGUGGUGUUGGGAUGUAUGGCUGAAAGGUUAAAGGAUAAGAUCCUGGAUUCGGAUAAGAUGGUUGAUGUGGUUUGCGGGCCAGAUGCUUAUAGAGAUUUGCCAAGGCUGUUGGAAGAGGUUGAUUAUGGUCAGAAAGGGAUUAACACUCUUCUUUCGCUUGAAGAGACGUAUGCAGAUAUCAGUCCUGUCAGGAUUUCGAAAAAUUCGGUUACAGCUUUUGUUUCUGUGAUGAGGGGGUGUAACAAUAUGUGCUCAUUUUGUAUCGUUCCAUUUACUAGAGGUAGAGAGAGGUCUCGUCCUGUGGAGUCUAUAGUGAAGGAGGUUGGGGAGCUUUGGAAAGAAGGUGUAAAGGAGGUGACUCUUCUCGGACAGAAUGUGAAUAGUUAUAACGAUGAUUCUGGAAUUGAAAAAGAAGUUGAACCAGGAAGUAAUUGGGCAUUGAGUGAAGGCUUUAAAAGCAUGUGUAAGGUGAAAAAUAUGGGUUUGCGUUUUGCUGAUCUCCUAGAUCGACUUUCUACUGAGUUUCCCGAAAUGAGGUUCAGAUAUACAUCCCCACAUCCUAAAGAUUUUCCGGAUGAGUUGCUGUAUCUGAUGCGAGACCACCGUAAUAUCUGCAAGUCUAUACAUUUGCCUGCACAAACAGGGAGUACCACAGUGCUUGAAAGAAUGCGUCGAGGAUAUAGUAGAGAGGCUUACUUAGACCUUGUUCAGAAGAUACGCAGGAUCAUUCCAGACGUGGGAAUAAGCAGUGAUUUCAUAUGUGGUUUCUGUGGUGAAACAGAGGAGGAGCAUACAGACACGUUAAGCCUAAUAAAGGCCGUUGGUUAUGAUAUGGCAUACAUGUUUGCAUACAGCAUGAGGGAAAAAACUCAUGCCCACCGAAACUAUGUUGAUGACGUUCCUGAAAAAGUCAAGCAAAGGAGGCUUACAGAACUUAUCGAGGCUUUCCGUGAAAGUACUGGUCAACACUAUGAUGCUCAGUUGGGAACCAUCCAACUUGUGCUGGUUGAAGGCCCAAACAAGAGAGCUCCAGAUAUAGAGUUUAUUGGCAAAAGUGAUAGAGGCCAUAGAGUUUCAUUUAUCAAUCUUCCUUUGCAAGAUCGAGAUGAUCAAGUGGAUAACAAAAGGAAUCCUGUUGUUGGUGAUUAUGUAGAAGUUCUUAUAACAAAGACUACAAGAGCAUCACUUUUUGGAGCGGCACUUGCCAUAACUAAAUUAAGCACAUUUUACAACAACGUGGAGGAAGCAGCAGUUGCCUGUGGUAGCAGAAGUUGAAAACCAGAGCUGCCCUUUUACUGAUGUUGGUCCUGCCAAGGAAAGGGUAUGGGCACGAGAGCACGAGAGCCUAAGAAUACAGAGUAAAGUCUGAAAUUUUCUAUUUGAAGCUGCUGCUUUAACAUGGCUAAGAGGUGCUUUUCUGUAAUUUUUUUCAGAAUGUGGUAGAGAAUACAUGUCGAUACCAAUUGCCAUAAAGAGAGGAUAGAAGCAAUUGUGGCUGCGGAUUUUUCUUCU
Theobroma cacao (cacao) is the source of this 2167-nucleotide messenger RNA. RefSeq names its product Methylthiotransferase. Gene Ontology annotation, molecular function: tRNA-2-methylthio-N(6)-dimethylallyladenosine(37) synthase activity; 4 iron, 4 sulfur cluster binding. The record is from RefSeq and is a predicted model, not a curated record. Gene Ontology annotation, biological process: negative regulation of cyclin-dependent protein serine/threonine kinase activity; tRNA modification. Gene Ontology annotation, cellular component: cytosol; mitochondrion. NCBI's taxonomy places the organism in Eukaryota, Viridiplantae, Streptophyta, Magnoliopsida, Malvales, Malvaceae.